GCUUUUAAUUAUAAUGAGAAAGAAGAAUAUAACCUUGCACAUAUUUUUCCUGAAGAAGUUUAUAGUGAAGAAACUCCUGAAAUCCAACCUCAAUUACUACAUCGACAAGAGCCACAGCAACCACAGCAACCUAGAACUUCAUCACAACCCACUGAACCCCAGCAAUUUAUUAUACCUCUUUGUGACGACGACGAAGAUGCCACCUCGGAAGAAACUCCAGUAAUAAAUCCUGAACCUACCCACGAACCAGUGAAUCUAGAGGAAGAAGCAGCAAGUGUACUUGCUACUCUAGCUAAUUAUUUUAGAAAUCUCAGACCAACCCAACCAGAAACUCAAAACUUACCUAAAAACCUUCUCCAGAGAACUGCUGAUCUUCCGCGAACUCAAGAAGAAAUCGAAUCCAUCCAUCCCCAAGACAAAACCUUUCCAGAGAUCUAA
This is a messenger RNA of Dentiscutata erythropus, 438 nucleotides long. The record is from the annotation of a GenBank genome assembly. NCBI's taxonomy places the organism in Eukaryota, Fungi, Glomeromycota, Glomeromycetes, Diversisporales, Gigasporaceae.